Mauremys mutica (yellowpond turtle) is the source of this 4940-nucleotide messenger RNA. It is a transcript of the gene ARHGAP27, whose product is annotated as Rho GTPase activating protein 27. Gene Ontology annotation, cellular component: cytoplasm. The record is from RefSeq and is a predicted model, not a curated record. The transcript has 16 exons. Lineage: Eukaryota; Metazoa; Chordata; Testudines; Geoemydidae. Bases 548 to 3322 code for a protein of 924 amino acids. Gene Ontology annotation, biological process: signal transduction; regulation of GTPase activity. Gene Ontology annotation, molecular function: protein binding.
AAACUCGUGCUCCUUAGCAGACAAGGGUCUGAUGGGAUGCAAAGGAAACCAGCUCUCUUGGGGCUGGCCGGUUUCAGUCUCCUAAGGAGGAUCCAGCGCUGGGACGGGACAGGCACGCAGUGUGGUUACAGGAAGAAUUUUCUGCACUGCUGUCAUCUCCCCCAUUCUAACCUGCACAUCCUCUUGAUGUGAGGAAGUUGGUGAGAAUCUCGGUUCUGUGAAUUCGCUCUCUGUAUUGUUCAACAGGAAACGAGGGAGCGAGCAGAAGGCAAGUUGAGACCAGCUUUAGUCACCAACACGCACAGCCAGAAACAGGUUUCCUGCGCCGCUCCUGCCACGGCAGGCGUAGGGGCCGUUGCAAGCUGCUCUCUAGCAGUCGGCAAAGCUGGCACCAGAGUGCCACGGAAAUGCAGAAAAUGGAAACUGGUGCAACACCACCGUAGUGACCACGCGGGAGAGGAGCUAGCAAGAUGUGAGCCUGCAGGCGGAGGAAACAGGAAUUGUUCACAGGAAGCGGCUCCACCGUGCAGGGAUUUCUCAGCCAGACAUGGAGCCGGCUGGCGCUCUGGAGGACGUGUACGUCCUAGUGGAGUACGAAUUUGAGUAUGUGGCUAAGGAUGGGACGCUCAUUUCCAUAAAGCCCAACGAGCGGUACGUCCUGUUGAGAAGAACAAACGAUCACUGGUGGCAUGUUAAAAAAAGCAAGGACGCGCGUCCAUUCUACAUCCCGGCAAAGUACGUGAAGGAACUGCCCCCAGUCACCCGGCCCACCAGUGUGUUCGAGCUUCCUCCAGAAACCCCUGGACAGCUGGUCUCCAGGGACGCCUUGGAGACAAUUGUCCUACAGCCAGCCAGGGACCAGCCUUUGGCAUAUGAGUACAAAUUCCUGAGCGCUGCUCAGCAGAAAGAGCAGCACAAAAUGGAUACCAAUGAACCCGACGCUGACUUGGGGGCUGGGUCCGUGUGGUCAGGAUCUGGAACUUUGGGGUCCGCUUGCAGAGACGCCAGCUUCGAAGGCGAGACCCUGACUCGAGCCGUAGGAGAGGGGAGAGACUCCCCUCCAGUGCUGAGCUCGUUUCACAACCCUCACUGCGCCAAGAGCAGCAGCCACUCUCCGGCGCUGCACAUCCCCCCCAUCCAGCACAUGCGCCCGACGCAGUCCCUGGAUGACCUGGCCAGGGUCAGUCCCAACCCCCGCCUUAGAGUCAGUCACACGGGGUCACGCAGGGCGGGGCCCGCAGCGGGCGCUUUGCUUUCCCCGCAGCCUCUCAGCAAGAGCCAAUCUGAGAACAUUUAUGAAUCCAUCAAGGACCUGGAGAGACAGGAGACGGCAGGUACGCGGGCAGGGUCCAGCCGGCCAGCUCAGGCCUGCCAGGAGGAGGAGAACCCCACCCCGGUGUAUGUGAACAUACAGGAGCUCCGGCAGCAAUCAGCAGCCACUGACCCCUCCCAACCCCAGCACUGCCCUAGCAGUGUCCUUGCGGACUGGGAGACCCAUACGGACACGGGCAGUGGGCACUUGUUCUACUACAACUCAGUGACGGGCGAGACUACCUGGGAUUCCCCGUUCGGGUGCCCAGAAGAUGGAGUGAGUCCUGCUCCCUCUCCCUUGCCAUCUCUUGCCCCCAGUCCCGCGGCGGCCGAAUGGGGCCAGUAUGUGGAUGACGCCAGCGGCCAGGUGUUUUUCUAUAAUUCGGUAACGGGUGAGACAUCGUGGGAGCCGCCCCCGGCUGCGGACGAGCCCAGCGCCCAGGAGAUGCAGCCUGCAAUUGCACCGUACAGACCCAUGGACCAGAGGCCGCCGACUCCGGAAACAGACUAUCCAGACCUGUCCCCCGAGGAGCUGGAUGGUUACCCGGAGGAGGACUAUUCCCCGGUGGGGUCCUACGAGCAGAGCCCCUACCCUUACCUUCUGCCAGGGAGAUCCCCCAGGCACUCGGCAGAGCUGAGCCCCUCUCCGGGCUGGUGCAGCCAGAACAACCCCGAGGGGCAAGCCUUCUACCCUGACCAUUUCGCCUCGGACACGGCCUGUGUGCUAGGGGGUCACCGGAGAACAAGCAGUGGGUCCAGCCAGGACAGCAGCCCCUUUGCCAGCUGGCACAACUACAUGCCGGCGAUCCUCAUCCAGAAAGAGGAGAAGUUCAAAAGCCUGGACAAGGCCGGAGUUCUUUACCGGACAAAAACAGCUGAUAAAGGAAAGCGAUUACGGAAGAACUGGAGCUCAUCCUGGACUGUCCUGGAGGGGGGCAUCUUGACCUUUUUUAAGGAGUCAAAGCAUUUGUCCUCCAGCAGCUUGAAACACCCUUCCAUGCUGACCACGCCCGAGCAUACUGUGGAUCUGCGGGGGGCUGCUGUGUCCUGGGCUCCCAAAGAGAAAUCCAGCAAGAAGAACGUUCUGGAGCUGAAGACCCGCGACGGUUCCGAGUUCUUGAUCCAGCACGACUCUGAGCCCAUUGUGGCCACGUGGCAGAAGACAAUCGCCGACAACAUCAGCAGGCUGUCCACAGACCUUCCUGCUCACGACGAGAACGGCAAUGUUGGGGACUUUGGAGCCAAGGAGAGACUGGGAAACAGCAAAGAUGAAGACAAAAAGAAUCCAGCCUCCGGGCCGGCGGCCUGUAGCCUGGGCUCUGAGAGCGACACCAGCAAAGUUCGGAACAGGCUGCGAAAGCUCCUCCAGAAACGGCCCCCUCUGCAGUUCCUGCGGGAGCGAGGGUACAUUAAAGACCAAGUGUUUGGCUGCGCCUUGCAAGCGCUGUGCGAGCGGGAGCACCGCACGGUGCCGUGGUUUGUGCAGCAGUGCAUCCAGACGGUGGAACACAGAGGUUUGGACAUUGAUGGACUUUAUCGAAUAAGUGGAAAUCUGGCAACUAUACAGAAACUGCGCUACAAAGUGGACCACGAUGAACAGAUGGACCUGGAUGAUGGCCGGUGGGAGGAUGUCCACGUCAUCACGGGGGCUUUGAAGCUCUUCUUUCGGGAGCUGCCAGAGCCGCUCUUCCCAUUCAGCUACUUUGACAAAUUCAUCAAUGCGAUAAAAAUACAUGACCAGGCGAAGCGCAGCAGGUGCAUCCGUGACCUGGUGUGUUUCCUACCUGAGGUCAACCGUGACACCAUGAAGGUUCUCUUCCAACACCUCUGCCGCGUGAUCGACUACAAGGAGCAGAACCGGAUGUCUGUGCAAAGCGUGGCGAUUGUGUUUGGGCCCACGCUCCUGAGACCAGAGACCGAGGAAGUAAACAUGGCAAUGCACAUGGUCUUCCAAAACCAGAUAGUGGAGCACAUCUUAAAUCAGUACAGCUACAUCUUCCCAGACAGCUAAGCCUGGCGGCGAGCCAGAGCCAACAGUGAAAGCAAGGAGCAGAGUCCCUGGGCUGGACCGUGGCGGCUGCUAGUGUGUGAUGCUGAAUUGUCCCAGCCUGGACUACAGACAAUGGUGGCGACAGUCCUUAAUAAAUUGGCAAUGCUGACGCUGGACUGCAGCUGCCUGGGAUGACUUUGUGCCAUUGGCCACUGGAGCCAUGUGACCAGUGCGCCUCCUUUAGAGAUGGGAAAACAGAGUCAGAGAAAACAGGCACCAGAUCGGUCAUCCUGCAAAACACUCCUGCUCGCCAGGGUUGGUACCAGGCUGUUCCCCAGGAGAAUGAACGGCCCCAGGGCCUCUGAGCUUUCAGCUGUCCAGCUGCUGAGAGGGGAGGGUCCUCCCUGGGGCUGUGCACUUUCACUUCGCUACAAGUGAAAGCAGCCCAGGCAGGAACUGGAGAGGGGCUGGACAACCUACCAGAUAGUGAAGUGGGGACAGCACGAGCUGCCUGCACCACUGGAACUGCCAGCAAGAGCUGCGCCAGGGCCCCCCUCCCACUCAGCUCCCACCACCCUCUGGGCCCUGGUGCUGCAGCACCCACCUCUCUGUGCCCGUCUCAGCCAAAGCAGCCCCAGGGACCCCCGAGCAGAACAGCAUGUUAUGCACACCGCGCUGCCGCGCCUCCGCUGGGCUCCAGCCCAGGUGUCACGCCGCCUGCCUCCCUGCAUGCCUGAGCACCUGCAGCCAGUGGGGGGUGACCCCUUCACGCCCCCGAGGUUGUUAUAGUGCUGAGAAGCCGAGACACAGGUUUUCAAAAGAGCUCAGCUUCCAGGGAGAGCAGGAGCAGCCUCCCCCCCCCCCGCCCCGUGGGAGUGGCCGAGCACUCCCCUAAGUGCCUUGCUCCCCCCCCCGUUCCCCCGCACAGUGAGCAGCAGCGUAGACCCCCCCAUUGAGCCCAGUCCCACUCCAGGGCCCUGUCACCCCCAGCCUAGGCUGUGUUACUGAGAGGGGAGUGGGCUCUGGUGCUAAGACAGCUUGGAGCCAGUGCAUGCCAAGGAGGGGGCUGAAGUCAACCACCCCCCCCCUUGAAAACUCCCCUUUUGUAAUUAAAAGGAGCCCUCCCCCCUCCCCUCGCAGCUCACUCUCCUCCCGGGAAACCGCUCCAGUUCUGCAGGCUCCUGCCCAUGCCUGGGUGAGGGGCUUAGUUCAAAGGCCUCUGGGCGUCUGCAGAGGCCCUGGGCCGUGCAUUUAAAUGGCUCACUGGCUGUUUUAGGGCAUUGCCUGGACCAGCCCUGGUCUCCCUGCAGGUCCUCAAGUCACAAGUCCCGUCAAUGCCGUGUCUAUUAUUUGUGUUACAGUCGCGCCCUGUUCUACUAGGCCCUACACAAACACAGUGCAGGCAGGGCUAGUGGGGAAAUGGCCGUUAUUUUCUGUGAAACAAGUUCACAAUGUGAUGGAUUUUUUUUGUCAAAAUUUUGUUUCCAUUGGAACCAAAACAUAAUUUAUAUGGUUGGGGGCUUUUUUGCACUUCUGCCCCCCAAAAACACAAAGGGGGGGGGGAACGACCCAACAAACACUGACAAGGUGGUGUUUUGGUUUGAAUUAAACUGAAUGAAAGAUUUUUUUUUUAUUUGAA